AUGACUGAUACUCCACAACGACACCCGAACCUGAAUCUGACCGCCGAGGAAAAGCGCGUUUUCUACCAGCUCUUCCAGGCGGCGGAUACUACCAACCUGGGCGUUAUUACUGGCGAGAUUGCUGUGCCGUUCUUUGAAAAGACACAUCUUCCAUCUGGUACCCUCGGAGAGAUCUGGCAGCUCGCGGAUAAAGAGAACAGGGGUCUUUUGACUCCCUCUGGGUUUGGAAUUGUUCUUCGAUUGAUUGGUCAUGCACAGGCUGGCCGCACACCGUCUGAUGAAUUGGCUUUGCAGCCCGGCCCCCUGCCCCGAUUUGAUGGCAUUGUCGUUGACAACACGCCCGCUCCCCCCGAGUCUGGCGCCGCAAGUCCCCCGCCAGGUGCCGGCCCUCCUAUUCGAGUACCGCCGCUGCAACCCGAAGAUGCCCUUAAAUUCCUCUCGCUGUUCGAGAAGUCAGAUACAUCGAAUGGCAUGAUCUCUGGCGAGAUUGCGAAGCAAAUAUUCGAACGUGCGAGACUACCCAACGAGGUUCUUGGUCGGAUAUGGAACCUCGCAGACACAAAGCAGCGUGGCGCUCUCGAUGCGACUGAUUUCACCAUUGCCAUGCACCUCCUCACAUCCUUCAAGUCUGGUGCUCUCCGUGGCAUUCCUCAAACAUUGCCUCCUGGGCUAUACGAGGCCGCCGCUCGUCGAGGAUCCGGCCGCGGCUCUUUCGGCGCUCGCGCAGAUGUGCCUCCAGUCCCCUCUAUUCCUAAGCAAUUCACUGGUCCUCAGCGCACCGGUACUCCUAUGAGCCCUAAUCAUACUGGUCGACCGGCGUUUGGCGGCCCGCUUUCGGCACAGUCAACUGGAGAUUGGCUGAUCAGCCCGCAAGAAAAGGCUCAUUUCGAUGGCAUCUUUGAGACUGUCGAUACCGGCAAGGUCGGACUGAUCACUGGUGACCAGGCUGUUGGUUUCUUCAUGAAGGCUCAGCUGCCCGAGGAAGUCCUCGCGCAGAUCUGGGACCUUGCUGAUAUCGAUGCCGAUGGCCAGCUCAGCCGCGAUGAGUUCGCGGUGGCCAUGUACCUCGUGAGGCUUCAGCGUGGUGGAAAGGAGCCUCUUCCACAAGUGCUUCCUCCAGCCCUGAUUCCGCCAACCAUGCGCCGUCAAGCUCCUAUUCCUGCUGUCGCAGCUGCACCUGUCCCGCCAUCUGCGCCUGCACCUGUUCCACGCUCUGCUGCAGAUGACUUGUUCGGCCUUGAUUCUCCGGCACCCCCAGUCGCCCAGACUCAAUUCCCUCAGUCUACUGGUGGCUCCAAUCACGCAUUCCAUACGCCAGGCUCCCCUGUCUCCCGAGCUUCGCCGUCUGUUCCAGCUACAUCAUUCAAGCCUUUCAUGCCCACAUCGACUUUCGGGCAGAGCUUGCAGCCUCAAGUGACCGGUGCUUCGGCAGGAACACCAGGCGCGAUUCGCUCGCCCCCGCCUCCAUCCGAUGACCUCCUGGGAGACAAUGACCCCGAGGAGUCCAAGAAGCUCACUCAGGAGACCAGCGAUCUUGCCAACCUUUCUAAUCAGAUUGGCUCUCUGGCGAAGGAGAUGCACACCGUGCAAGAGAAGCGCACAUCGGCCGAGCAGAGCAUUUCGCAGACUUCCCAGCAGAAGCGUGACUUUGAGGCGCGCCUCGCACAGGCGCGUGCUAUGUAUGAAAAGGAGGUGGCAAACUUCAAAGCUCUGGAGGAGCGCCUCAGAGUUUCCAAAGCCGAGACCACCAAGUUGUCGCAAGAGUAUGCUUUGAUCGAGGGUAGCCGACAGGAUCUGCACAACCAGUACACCCAGGUUUCGACCGCUCUGGCGUCCGAUCAGCAGGAGAAUGCUAGUCUGAAGGAGAAGAUCCGCCAGGCCAAUGCUGAAGUCGCUCAGCUGAAGCCGGCGCUGGAGAAGGCUCGCUCUGAUGCUCGUCAGCAGAAGGGCCUUGUCGCUAUCAACAAGAAGCAGCUGGCCACUGUGGAGGGCGAGCGUGACAAGAUUCAGGGUGAAAUCGAUACCCUUGCCAAGGAAACCCCCCAGUAUACCGAGAAUGCCACGCCCGUCAGCUCUGUAGCUGAGGUGGCUAGCCCUGCUGUUUCCACUGCCAGUCAAAACACAAACCCAUUCUUCCGCCGGACCGCCACUGGCAGUUCGAGUGAGCGUGCUCUGUCUCCAGAGGGUCCCACCGAUCAGCAAAAGGCUUUCGAUAACCUCUUUGGCCAGUCCUUUGCUGCUCCUUCUGUUGCUGGCCCUCCUCCAACCUCAUUCCGCGCAGAGUCACCACUGGCUAGCUCCAAGUCGCCUAUUACCUCCAAUGUCCCAACCCCGUCCGCUUCACCAGUCCCUGCUGUCUCUGUGCCAGGCGCGUUCCCCGGUGUUGCAUCUGAGAUCCCGCCGCCUAGCCAGUCCCGCCAGAUGACCCCAAACUUCCUCCCUUUCGGUGAUGCCCAGUCCGUGACGUCGUCUACCAUGGUCUCCCCGCCCGCUAGUCGGUUCGGUGGCCCUGAUGCUUCGGGCAUUGCGACCCCGUCACAAGACGCUAGCGACCAGGGUGGUCCUCCAUCUGUAGCUGCAUCAAGCGAUUAUAGCCGAGCACCCACUUUCGAGGGCACGCCUGCUCGUUCGCCGUUUGAUGAAGUUCCGGCAGCCUUCGAUGCGGCACCCAUUGCUGCUGCUCCUACUACUGCGGUCGAGCAGCCCGCAGCUGCGCUCUCUCCUGCCUCCACCGGAAACCAGGAGCCGGCAAAGGACCUGUCUUUCGAUGAGCUCUUCGGAAGCAAGGCUCACAAGCGAUCUGAGUCCCAGAACCAGAAUGAUUUUGAGGAGGCAUUCGCUACUAUGAAGCAGCAUUCGGACGACAAGACCAACGGUGGUGCUGCGGCUGCCCCUUCGUCCGAGUUCCCUCCUAUUCAGGAGCUGCACCAUGACGAGGAGGACGAUGAGAGCUCGGAUGACGAGGGUCCUUUGGGGUUCGAUGAUAACUUCACUCCGGUCUCUCCUACUUCCAAGAAGCAAGCCGACUCCAUCGAUGCUGCUCAACUUGCUGCUUUCCCUGUUCCGGGAUCGGCUCAGCCGCCAGCUGCUGAUGCGCAGGCAAGCCCUCCUCAGUAUGAGGCCACCACUGCUGGAGAUGCUAGCCACAUGCCUCCUGAGUUUAGAGGUCUGCUGCCUGAGCGUGCUGAUCCCACUAUUGCUCCGGAUGCCCCUCACUCUGUUGAUUCCACCACUGGUGCACCAGUAAUUGCCAACGAGUCUCAGCGGGAAGUCGUCUCAGAGGCGGCUGCUCCGGCCCUGACUGGUGGCGCCAAAACAGGCGGACCUGACUUUGAGGCUGCUUUUGCUGGACUCAACCUUGCCCCUGCGACGGAGGCUGAUGACGACGACGAAGAUGACGAGCACGAGGAGAUCCACGAUCACAAGAACACCUCAGACUUUGACUUUUCGUUCGACUCACCGUCCCAGGCCAAGCACGGUGCUUCUUCUAGCACCGAUGCUGGCCAGGGUGGAUCCUCUGAUUUCUUCUCCUUCGACAACAAUGUCACAGCUGCGACCGCCCAGUCCACCACCUCCCAAAACGGAGGUGAUUCCAAGGCCGCAGGACCUGACUGGGACGCCCUCUUUGCUCCCCUCGAAGGUGCCAAGCCCGUUGCAGAGGAGCCUGCCAAUGGCGCGAGUUCCAAGUCCCCCGGCUGGGCUCUCAACAACGACUCUGGCGAAGACGACCUGAUUCUGCAGCGCUUAACAGGCAUGGGCUUCCCGCGUGACGACUCGCUCGCGGCUUUGGAGAAGUUCGAUUACAACAUUGAUAAGGCUGCGGACUAUUUGACCUCAAAGUCUUAA
Messenger RNA from Penicillium subrubescens, 3846 nucleotides. RefSeq names its product EF hand domain protein. Gene Ontology annotation, molecular function: protein binding; calcium ion binding. Bases 1 to 3846 code for a protein of 1281 amino acids. Gene Ontology annotation, cellular component: cytoplasm; plasma membrane. Lineage: Eukaryota; Fungi; Ascomycota; Eurotiomycetes; Eurotiales; Aspergillaceae. The record is from RefSeq and is a predicted model, not a curated record. The transcript has 6 exons. Gene Ontology annotation, biological process: endocytosis; endosomal transport.